Molecule: messenger RNA, 473 nt
Organism: Drosophila mojavensis
Lineage: Eukaryota; Metazoa; Arthropoda; Insecta; Diptera; Drosophilidae
Product: larval/pupal cuticle protein H1C
Exons: 1
Coding region: 57-311 (84 amino acids)
Source: RefSeq, a predicted model, not a curated record
CGGACAAGUCAACAAACACCAGCGAGAAGCCCAAGCAAAAAACAAAUCAAAUCAAUAUGAAAUUCCUCAUCUGUUUGGCUCUGUGCAUCGCCUGCGCUCAGGCUGGCUUACUGGCCGCACCCGUGACCAGAUAUGCGGCCGUGGCUCCCAUCGCCACCUACUCGGCUGUGGCUCCCAUUGCCACCUACUCGGCUGUGGCGCCCGUUCGAUUCUCCACCUAUGCUGCCGUCGCCCCUCUCUACAGGACACCUGUGACCACUUACGGCGUCGCACCUGCCGCAGUCUAUGCCAGUCCGCUCUGGAAAAAGUAGUCACUGCUUGAUGGUAAUAUACGGCCUGAUCCUUGGAUUACUUGAGAAAUAAAAUACAUAAAUAAAAAUACCAUAAAUCGUGUCUUGGCCCUGGCUUUCGAGCAUUUGUGUUAGCGUGUCUAUUCCCGCUUCUUAACUCAAUUGAUGCUAGCUUACUGUAGU